AUGUCUUUCCCCUGUUUAUAUUGCGGUCAACUUUGUAGAACAGAAGCAGGCCGUCGCAGUCAUGUCAAACAAACUCUAUGCAACUACACUCCUGGCUUGCCCUCUGCCCCGCCUUCUCCUCCCAGUUCUGAACACUCUGGUAGUGACGAUGGCAAUAUUGGUAGUCACCAUGAUGAUUAUAGCAACUAUCAGGAGGACGAUCAAAUGGACGUGGACUCUAGCGAGGCAGAUUCACUCACAAUUGAAUACCCCAAUGCUGAAAAAGUUAUCGGUCAGGGGGUUACCUUUAUGGAUGAUUUCAAUGACAAUCAGUUUUCCAAGGAACGGGAAUUGAAUGUAUACUACCCUUUUGCUUCUAGGCCUGAGUGGGAGACAGCUAGUUUCUUGCUCAAUUCUUCACUUUCAAUGAAUGAGAUAGAUACUUAUCUUAAACUUGAUUUAACCAAGAAGAAUAACUUGUCUUUCAAUUCUGCUCAAAGGUUAAAUGACCUAGUGGAUAUGCUCCCCCCUGUUCCUCGCUGGAAAUUCCGAAAGAUCGACACCCUUCCUCUCUAUCCUUCAAAGAGCCCCUUGGUCUUGUACCAUAGAGAUGCUCUCGAAGUCCUUCAAGAUCUGUUAAAGAGUCCUUUGAUCAAAGACUCUCUGAGUUUUACUCCUUUGCAAAUAUUCGCCACAUCUGAAAAGGCUAUGCGUAUCUACGACUCUUGGCUGUCUGGAACAAGAGCUUGGGAUAUGCAGAUGCAACUCCCUGAAGGUGCUACUUUGUUAAGUACUAUUUUAUCUUCCAACAAGACAAAUAUCUCAGUUAUUACGGGAAAUUGGGUAGCUCAUCCUCAGUUCAUAUCAUUGGCCAAUAUAGACUCGGAUCUAUUGUCCAAAGCGUCGUUACAUCUAUUCAAUCUGCUUGCUCUUCUUCCUAUACCAAAUUAUGUUGAGCAGCGUUCUCUCAUACGUGGAGUGUUGGAAAAUCGACUCUACCACGGAUGUCUUGAUAUUGUUCUUGAACCUCUCAAAACUGCUGCUUGCAUUGGCUGCAUGAUGAGCGAUCCUUUAGGACAGCUUAGGGUUUGCUUUACCCCACUUGCUAGUGCUGUAGUGGAUACACCAGAAGCUACUUUGAUAGCCUGUGUGGGUGGGUCAGCGAAAACAUCUCCAUUUACCCUGGCAAUAGCCUCGGUAGCAGUUCGCACCAAUGGGGUAGUCCAUCCUUUCUGGAGAGAUUGGGCGUUAGCUGAACCCUGCGAAUUUCUCACUCCCGAACCCCUACACCACUGGCAUAAGAUGUUUUGGGAUCAUGACGCCAAGUGGGCCAUUCAGGCAGUCGGAGGCAUCCAAAUUGACUUCUUAUUCUCGAUACAUCAGUCGGCUGUAGGAUAUCGCCACUUCAAAGAGGCUGUAUCAUCCAAAUUUGUCGCUGCUCUCAGAUCUCUCACCGACUUUCGUUAUGCUGGCCAAGCCCCUCGAUUCAGUAAAACCUCAUCUCUUCGAGUACAGAAGGCUCUAGAAGAAUUUCACGCAAACAAGUCAGAAAUUCUGAGCUUGAAAGCCCGAGUCAAUCCAAAAGGAGUAUUUAUUGAUAACUGGGAAAUCCCUAAGUUAGAGUUCCUACAAAGCGUGGAGCCUAGUAUCUGUGCAUCAGGUCCUGUAAUGCAGUGGACAGCAGAUGUCACCGAACAUGCGCAUAUCUAUCUUGUAAAAGAUCCCGCUCGCUCUGGCAACAAUCAUGACAUGGAAGUCUUUAUUUGUAGGAGCUUAGAUCGUCAAGCCCGUGUGAGACGGUUCAAUCUUAUGACUGCCAUGAAAGAUGCCCAGGUUGAUUUUCACCUAGGUGAUGUCGAAGGGGAUGAAGGCGGUGAUGGCGAACACAUUCAGGAAGGAGGAAAUGAAGAGGAAAUCACCUACAUAUCGACAACCGAGGAGCUGGUGACUCAACUCAACCCCGUAUCUCACAAGCUUUUUGGGUCUUUCCAUCCUAAACAGAACUUUUUUCUCAAAGCCCGUUUGUUGAGGCAGAUACUUUCUGCUCCUCUUCCUCAUCGCGUCUUCACUGACGAAAUCUCCGGAAAUAUUGCAGCCUUCAGUCUGGUUCGAGAUCUAGACCUGAAAACUAUGUCUAUUGAAGACACUAGUCAGCUUUAUUUGAUUCAAGAUUUCCAAGGAGCCAUUUCUGAUUUCAUAGACCGGUUCAAGGCUGGUAUACAAACAUUUGUUGUAGGAGGUAGAAAAAAUGGAAACUCACAAUCGAUCAUACCCUUUACCAAAUCAAAGACUUAUUUCAAUUGGGAUCUUCUUGCAGAUCCUCAUACUAUAUUUGCAGCUCCUCUGGGACCUUCUUGGGAGUUUGGACGUUCAAAUGCGGCUAUCAUCAAUAUCGAUCCCAAAUUUCAUUGGCCCAGAAGCUCCUUGGAAGGCAUGUAUCCUUCUCCGGCAAUAGAAGGAACUCAUCAGUUCUUAGCCUACUGCGAAUGUUUAGAUGUAGUCAACCAACCACCGCCCCCUCCUCAGUACCAACAUCUUCCUGGAUACAGCGCUUGGCCCCCUUACUUUCCUGCCUAUUCUUCUGGAUGCUUUAUUCUAAAACGCGCUCGAAGAACUGAUACAACUCCUUUGGGUGAUAUCAUUCCUAUUUCUCAGUUUAGAUCUUUUGCAGAUAUUUGUCCUCGCUACAAAGGGCAUCCACAUACUUCUUUGACCCAGACUACGAGCCAGUAUUGUAGCGAGGAGUUUUUAUUGAACAAAUAUUUUAAUAAGGAGAUAUUUUUCGCCCUAGAUAAAGUAGAUCCUUGCCCUACUAAUACUGCCAAGUAG
Lentinula edodes (shiitake mushroom) is the source of this 2808-nucleotide messenger RNA. RefSeq lists its product as uncharacterized. Bases 1 to 2808 code for a protein of 935 amino acids. The transcript has 8 exons. The record is from RefSeq and is a predicted model, not a curated record. NCBI's taxonomy places the organism in Eukaryota, Fungi, Basidiomycota, Agaricomycetes, Agaricales, Omphalotaceae.